Messenger RNA from Danaus plexippus (monarch butterfly), 2415 nucleotides. Its product is annotated as esterase FE4-like. The coding region runs from base 245 to 1855 and encodes 536 amino acids. The record is from RefSeq and is a predicted model, not a curated record. NCBI's taxonomy places the organism in Eukaryota, Metazoa, Arthropoda, Insecta, Lepidoptera, Nymphalidae. The transcript is spliced from 3 exons.
CAAUAUAGCUCUGUGUUUCGACUAGUGCACUCCUUUCUUACAAAAUAAAGUUAUAAAGAAAUGUAUUGUUAAAAAUGUUAUAAAAUUAAUGAACAAUAUAUAAUUUAGGAGAAAAAAGAAAAGCUAAAUUAUAUUUUUCAUUUAUUGCUACUAUUGUGUACUCGUCUAAAUAACCAAAUACAUAUUUCUCGAAUAACAUUGAAAACAUCGACAUUGAGAACAUUUGUCGAAGUAGAAUUUUAAAAUGUUUUCAUUUCUUGCUUGGAGUGUUCUAAGCGCUUUGUUUUUGUCUGUGAUAGCCAAGAAUCAAGAAUCACGAUUAAUUAAAAUACACUCCGGACCAGUUCGUGGGUAUAAAGACCCUUUAGAAAAUGUUUUUACGUUCCAUGGAAUACCUUACGCUACAGCACCAACAGGAACUCAACGAUUUAAGGGUCCACUACCUCCACCGGUCUGGACUGAAAUAUUGGAAGCAGUUAAUAAGAGUAUCGUCUGUCCUCAAAUGUAUAUGAACGUCAAGGAAAACUGUCUCACUGCCAGUGUUUAUGUACCAGAGAAUGUCGACGAGGAACUUCCAGUGGUUGUAUAUAUUCAUGGUGGAGGGUUUGUAUUGGGUUUCGGAGAUGUGGCCACCCCGAAGAAAUUAGUUAGCAGCCAACACAUUAUAGCAGUAACAUUUAAUUAUAGAUUAGGUGCUCAUGGAUUCCUUUGUUUAGGCACAGAAGACAUUCCCGGUAAUGCUGGUAUGAAAGAUCAGGUUGCAUUGCUACGAUGGGUAAAACAAAAUAUAGCAUGGUUCGGAGGUAAUCCAGAGGACAUCACAAUCGCUGGAUACAGUGCGGGGUCAUCAUCAGUUGAACUUUUAAUGAUUUCGAAAAUGGGUGUGGGGCUGUUCAAUAAAGUUAUACUAGAAAGUGGUGCAAGUACCUCUCCUUAUGCUAUUCAAGUUGAUCCUAUACAAAAUGCAAAAGAAUACGCAAAUUUGAUACAAAAAAUCAAUAUAUCUAAUGUUCUGGAGUUGGAGCAAUAUUUCAAAAACAUUCCUUAUGAACUCUUACAGUCAGGUGACCUUCGUAAUAGAAAAGAUCACACAUUCUUAUUCAGCCCCUGCGUAGAAACAGAUAAUGGACAAGAACGAUUUCUCGAUGAUAAUCCAGUAAACAUUUUGAAACAAGGUAACUACAGUAUAGUACCUAUGCUGUAUGGUUUUACAAAUAUGGAGGGAUUGAUGCGCAUAUCCACAUUUGACCUUUGGAAAACAGAAAUGCAGGAAAAUUUUUCAAAUUUUUUACCCGCUGAUUUACGUUUUGAGAAUGACGAAGUGAAACACGUCGUUGCGGAGAAUAUUAAGAAAUUUUAUUUCGGAGAUAAACCAGUGAAUGAUGAUACCGUUCUCAAUUAUGUUGAUUACAUAUCGGAUGUUACUUUUACAUGUCCGGUCUUAAGGGCUAUUCAGUUUUUGCUGAAUGCUGGUCAUGACAAAAUAUACUUAUAUGAAUAUUCUUUUACCGAUGAAAACACUCCCUUUGUACCGUAUACACAUGUUAGAGGAGCCGAUCAUUGCGCCCAAACUUCUGCAGUUCUAGAUGGAUUUGAAGGAAUAAAGUCGUCUGAUACUGAGGAUUAUGUGCAAAUGAGGAGUAUAAUGAGGGAGCUUUGGGGAAAUUUUAUCAAACAUAGGAAACCGUCGGCUUCAGAAGCUCCUGCAUGGUCACCUGUGAGUAAGAAUCGGCGUUCUUACAUGGCUCUUAAGAAAUAUCUGGAACUUAAAGAGUCAUUGUUAGAAAAACCACGUCUUUUUUGGGAUCAAAUAUAUGACUUAUAUUACAGGUUCCCUGUAGCGCCUUCGAAAUAAUGUAAUGUUUUCAAAUUCUAUAUAUAAAAUCAAGAUUGAUACUAUUCCUUGAAAAUGAAUACUAAAUGCAGAUAACUCCGGCACAAAAAAUGUUCUGUUAAAUGUAUUACUCUCCUAAUCAUAUGUCUAUAGAAGUCAAGUAUCUCAAAAAGUUUUGAGAAUGUUAAAAUUCUGAUAGAGACUUAACUGUAUUGGAAUGUUAGCGACACUCUGAAAGUACCCCAUUUGAGCAUACAAAAACAUAUCAGGCUUAAUUCAUAACUAGUUAUUAUAUAAAAUAUAACAAACCCUUUUCUAGUUUGUCUAAACAGUUUCUCAUAUAUUUAUCACUGGUUUUGUUGAUUUUAAUGGAAAUUAUUUUUUUUACAAAAUUAUAUUUAUUUCAUGUGGAAUUAAUAUUUUCUGAUGUCAACUCAACAUUCAAAACGUAAUUAUAUCUGUAAGGGUUAUUAAAUAUCAUAUCAAGCUUGAUAAUUAUGUAAGAAAUAGUUUUUUGAUGUUGUGUGAUUUUAUGGCUUUUAACAAUUUACUUAAAUAAAUAUUUAUAACAAAAGUAUGUA